Molecule: messenger RNA, 1805 nt
Organism: Arachis stenosperma
Lineage: Eukaryota; Viridiplantae; Streptophyta; Magnoliopsida; Fabales; Fabaceae
Product: 13-hydroxylupanine O-tigloyltransferase-like
Exons: 3
Coding region: 11-1381 (456 amino acids)
Source: RefSeq, a predicted model, not a curated record
GCACAUAAUAAUGGUUCUCCAGAAAUCAUCAUCAUCUAUGGUGUUUAAAGUGAGGAGGAACCCAGCGGAGCUAGUGCCACCUGCUGGACCCACCCCCCAUGAGCUCAAGCUUCUCUCCGAUAUUGAUGACCAAAAGGGUCUUCGUCACCACCUUCCAUUGGUGCAAUUCUUUCCUUACAACCCUUCAAUGGCAGGGAAAGACCCUGCCCAUGUCAUCAAGGAAGCGUUGUCCAAAGCACUUGUGUUCUAUUAUCCACUUGCUGGGAGGCUUAGGGAAGGUCCUAAGGGCAAACUUAUGGUGGAUUGCACUGGCGAAGGUGUAUUGUUCAUCCAAGCUGAAGCAGAUGUUACACUUGACCAUUUUGGUGUUGAUCCUCUUCCUCCAUUCCCUUGCUUUCAUGAGCUCCUUUAUGAUGUUCCAUUUUCUAAUGAUGGAAUUAUUAACUCUCCGCUCCUCCUUAUGCAGGUGACACGUCUCAAAUGUGGCGGCUUCAUCUUUGCUAUACGUGUGAACCACACACUGUGUGAUGGAUGUGGAAUUGGUCAGUUGAUAAAGGGCAUAGCAGAAAUAGCCCAAGGUGCAGCAAAGCCUUCAAUUAUCCCAGUGUGGUGUAGGGAGCUUCUUUGUGCAAGGGACCCACCAAGAGUCACAUUCAUCCACCAUGAAUACAAACAACUACCACUUCACAACAAAACUGUCCCCACAAAACCCUCCCAAGCUUCCUUCUUCUUUGGCCCCAACGAGAUUGAUGCAUUGCGCUGCCUCCUCCCUCGUCAUCUUGCUCAAUCUUCCACCACUUUCGAAGUUCUCACUGCAUGUAUAUGGCGUUGUCAUACAGCUGCACUGCAAUGGCAAAACCCUAACCAAGAGGUUCGCUUGCUUUGCACAGUCAAUGCACGUUUUGAACCUUGCAGGUUUAAUCCUCCACUGCCUGAAGGGUAUUAUGGCAACGCUUUUGUGCUUCCUACGGCAGUUUCCACUGUGGAGAUGCUAUGCGGAAAACCCUUGAACUAUGCAUUGGAGUUGGUGAAGAAAGCAAAGAAAGAAGCAUCUGAGGAAUAUGUGCACUCCACUGCAGAUCUAAUGGCUACUAAUGGAAGGCCUGCGUUUUCCAUGACAGGAUCUUUUAUAGUGUCAGACAUCACAAAAUGUGGGUUUAGAGAUGUGGAUUAUGGAUGGGGUAAACCUUUGUAUUCUGGAUUAGUUAGAGCCGGUAUAGAUGAUAUUUCUGGUGUGAGCUACUAUGUUCCAUAUACUAACUCUAAAGCAGAGCAUGGUAGAGUUGUUUUAAUUUGCCUGCCAUCAGAAAAAGCCAUCAAAAGAUUUGGGGAAGAGCUUAACGGAAUACUUCAGAUCAAGGAUGAAGAGAAACCUAUCUAGUCAAUGUCAUCGAAAAAAAUAUAGAUAAUUUAUAUUGAAAGUUUCAAUGUUGGGCUAUUGUGCGCCUGUCUUGGCUUGUAUGGGACGACUCUAUUUCUGCAAACAAGAAUGGAGGUACGGAGGCAAGUAGAGAUAGGGGUGGCAAUAUGCACCCUUGAGGGUGGGGUGUGGGUAGAAUUUUUGUGCGAAUCGAAAAGGGUAUAGGUCUGCUUCAACUCUAUCCGAUCUUAUAUACUUAUAUAAAGAUAUAUUUUAAGUUAAAGACUUUUUACUAAGAAGAAUGCUAGGGGGACAUCAAUUUUAGUGUUUUGUAAUCAUUAAUUGGCUAUCAAUAGUGUUUUUAAUGGUGUGAGAUUAUAUCUAACGGUGAGAGAUCACUUACUUUUGUUUUGAUGAUUAAGUGCUGCCCAAAAAAUACAAAAAU